Rotaria sp. Silwood1 is the source of this 1118-nucleotide messenger RNA. NCBI's taxonomy places the organism in Eukaryota, Metazoa, Rotifera, Eurotatoria, Philodinida, Philodinidae. The record is from the annotation of a GenBank genome assembly.
ACAUAUAUAUUUACAUUUCAAUUUGAACAUAGAAGAGAAAGAAAGUUCACAUAUCAACAUCUUCGUACAUCCACAAAAAAAUGCAAACACUGAUAAUUUUAAUUGUCUUUAUGCUCCAGUUGAUUCAGUAUACCUUUUUUUUGAUUCUGACAAACUUUUGACUCAGAGAAAAAUUCUUUGACACUUCGAGACUCCAUGUAAUUUCGCAAGUCUUUUAGUGUGAUUGAAUCUUCUGGUGUGAAAUAAAGUCAAGCCUAGUCAAUUGGUUCAGUCAAGUUCGAAAUUCACUAUUUUCUCCUUGGUAAGCUCUUAUGCACAUUCGCACCCAAACUCAUCAGUAAUUAUAGUCGUAAAAAAAUUUGAUUAAGUUCAAACGUAAAUUAAGACUUAUCAAAAGUUCGUUGUGUUCAAUUUAAAAGAAGUGAUACACUCAAUUCAAUCAAAUCAAUAUUCACUCACACUCCAAAAUUCUCUUGUGUACCAGUAUCCUUACUAUCGGCUGACAUUCAUCCGAAUGCUCGAUGGCAACAAAAUGGUAUCACUGUAGCUGGAGGAAAUCGACAAGGCAAUGGAAUCAAUCAACUCUCAGACCCAUGGGGUUUGUAUGUUGAUAAUGAUCAAACAAUCUAUGUUGCUGAUACAUCGAAUCAUCGUAUUGUGGAAUGGAAACAAGGUGCAACAAGUGGCCAAGUGGUUGCCGGUGGAAAUGGACAAGGAAGUGGAGAUCAUCAAUUGUAUAACCCAGAAGAUGUGAUUAUCGACAAAGAGAGAGAUAGUCUCAUCAUAUGCGAUACUUCGAAUGGAAGAGUGGUUCGAUGGCCUCGUCGAAAUGGGACAAGUGGAGAAACAAUCAUCUCCAACAUCUAUUGUUUGGGUUUGACAAUGGACGAGAAUGGAUCUCUCUAUGUCACUGACUUUGGAAAACAUGAAGUGAGACGAUAUCGAAGAGGAGAAUCUCAAGGAACAGUGGUUGCAGGUGGCAAUGGAAGUGGAAAUCGUCUCGAUCAACUCUCUGACCCCUCAUACGUAUUCGUCGAUCGAGAUCAUUCAGUGUACGUAUCUGAAUGGAACAAUCAUCGUGUGAUGAAAUGGAUGGAAGGUGCAAAACAAGGCAUUGU